GGCCCCGCAGUCAGGAGCAAGGAGGUGCUGCAGAGCCGGAUCGUGGCUCACGCGCCUUGGGCCAAGAUGCCACGCUUCGCCUUGACCGUCAUCCGCCAUGGCGAAACAAGACUUAAUAAGGAGAAAAUCAUUCAAGGACAAGGAGUAGAUGCACCCCUUUCCGAGACUGGGUUUAGGCAAGCAGCUGCUGCUGGUCGGUUUCUGAGCAAUGUGCAGUUCACGCAUGCCUUCUCCAGUGAUCUCACGAGGACUAAGCAGACCAUACACGGCAUUUUGGAGAAAAGCAGAGUUUGCAAAGACAUGGCGGUGAAGUAUGACUCCAGACUCCGAGAAAGGAUGUACGGGGUCGCAGAAGGCAGGCCGCUAAGCGAGCUUCGGGCCAUGGCCAAAGCUGCUGGGGAGGAGUGUCCCAUGUUCACCCCACCUGGAGGAGAAACGGUAGAGCAGGUAAAAAUGCGUGGAAAGGAUUUCUUUGAUUUCAUCUGUCAGCUAAUCCUGGACAAGACAGGCCAGAGAGAAAGCGUCUUCCCUGGAGCGCCAAGCCACUGUUUGGAAAGCUCUCUGGCGGAGGUUUUCCCUGUGGGAAAACAUGGCAGCUUGGGGUCGAAUCCCAAAGGUGGCGCUCUGGGCUUAGCAGCCAGCAUCUUAGUUGUGAGCCAUGGAGCUUACAUGAGAAGCCUCUUUGGUUAUUUUCUGAGUGACCUCAGAUGCUCAUUGCCGGCAACAAGAGACAAAUUUGAACUUUCAUCCAUCACUCCCAACACUGGGAUCAGCGUCUUCAUCAUAGACUGCGAGGAAGCACGCGAGCCGUUGAUUCAGUGCGUCUGUAUGAACCUCCAGGAACAUCUCAACGGAGUGACUGAGAAACACUGAGUUUAAAGCCGUACAGUGGCGCCUCUGAGGGGAGUGCCUCGGCUUCUUGUGUUUUCGUCCUCUGCUCCUUCAUGUGAUAAAGACCCACCAGGGUUCUGGCUGUUUCAGACAGUAUUGGGAGUCCACUCACAGCCAACCUGGCUUUUCUGAGACAUCAUUUUCUACAGUGAUUUUGUCACUCCGUCCCAUUAUGUCUCUGAACUAUAUUAACUUUGAGGACAUUCAGCAUUGCACACAGGGGAUGAGUAGCCUUCUUUCCACAUGCUUCCUUCCUUUCAUUGGCCUUUUUUGAUGUCUAGAUGGUGUUGGCUUUUGAAGAUGAUUGUAUGAUUUUCCACUUGCUUACCAAGUGCUUGCAAGAAAGAACGGUUUAAAUAAUUUGCUGCAUAGUUGCAGUGAUUGUGUCAAAGUCCAAAGUGACCGAACCUUCUUACUGUCAUCAGUGUGUAAGGUAAAAUGGCUCUACGCUCUAGUGUCUUCCUGAGAAACUGGCUCUUGGGAUAUUAUUAUUACCUCAAAAUAUAGCUGAGGGACUG
Messenger RNA from Grammomys surdaster, 1409 nucleotides. RefSeq names its product TP53 induced glycolysis regulatory phosphatase (gene Tigar). NCBI's taxonomy places the organism in Eukaryota, Metazoa, Chordata, Mammalia, Rodentia, Muridae. Gene Ontology annotation, biological process: fructose 2,6-bisphosphate metabolic process; negative regulation of glycolytic process; negative regulation of programmed cell death. Gene Ontology annotation, molecular function: fructose-2,6-bisphosphate 2-phosphatase activity. The coding region runs from base 67 to 873 and encodes 268 amino acids. The transcript has 6 exons. Gene Ontology annotation, cellular component: cytosol. The record is from RefSeq and is a predicted model, not a curated record.